Onychostoma macrolepis is the source of this 1005-nucleotide messenger RNA. It is a transcript of the gene psmb9a, whose product is annotated as proteasome 20S subunit beta 9a. NCBI's taxonomy places the organism in Eukaryota, Metazoa, Chordata, Actinopteri, Cypriniformes, Cyprinidae. Gene Ontology annotation, cellular component: proteasome core complex. Gene Ontology annotation, molecular function: threonine-type endopeptidase activity. The coding region runs from base 225 to 881 and encodes 218 amino acids. The record is from RefSeq and is a predicted model, not a curated record. The transcript has 6 exons.
GUUUCACUUUCUGUUAUUGACAGAAAAUGGAGGAAUAAUGUAGGCACAUUAAAAUGCUACAGGCCUGGCAGUACAAGAAAGCGUCUUUUUUCGCAAUCUAAUUCAUUUUCUCGCUGUUAAGAGCUUCGUUUGAGGUACGCAGAGCUAUCGAGUAUCGAGUCUCUUCUGGUGUCAAACACAGGCAGGUUUGCACAGGACAGGUAGUCGCUUUCCAUCCAUUCAAAAUGUCGGAGGAAAUGUUUCCAGAGCCGGAAUGGCUAUCUGAAGAAGUCAAAACCGGGACGACCAUCAUCGCGGUUACUUUUGACGGUGGAGUUGUUCUUGGCUCAGAUUCGCGCGUGUCAGCGGGGGAGUCAGUGGUGAAUCGUGUGAUGAACAAGCUCUCCCCGCUCCAUGACAAAAUCUACUGUGCUCUGUCUGGAUCAGCAGCAGAUGCUCAAACCAUUGCUGAGAUUGUCAACUACCAACUGGAUGUGCACAGUAUUGAGGUGGAAGAUGACCCACUGGUCUGCUCUGCUGCUACUCUGGUGAAGAACAUUUCAUACAAAUAUAAAGAGGAACUAUCAGCACAUCUUAUUGUUGCAGGGUGGGACAGAAAAAAAGGAGGACAGGUCUAUGCAACACUGAGUGGUUUGCUGACUAGGCAGCCUUUUGCUAUCGGUGGCUCUGGGAGUUUUUACAUUAAUGGGUUUGUGGAUGCAGAGUACCGAAAAAACAUGACAAAGAGAGAAUGCCAAGAGUUUGUAGUGAAUGCUCUCACUCUGGCGAUGGGUCGGGAUGGCUCAAGUGGAGGCGUUGCAUAUGUUGUUACCAUUGAUAAAGAUGGAGCAGAAGAGAAGUGUGUCUUAGGAAAUGAACUGCCCAAAUUUUUUGAUCAGUGAAUUAAAGGACAUUGCUCAUAUUGACAGCAUGUACUUGUAACCUGCGUACAGCAGGACAAAAUACUGCAUAAAAUUGCUAAAUUGUUUGUAUCACUUGAAUUAAAAACACAAACGCCUUUUGUGA